ACUGAAAUGAUCUCGUCAUCAAAGUCUAAGAAGUAGAGAAAAGGGCAGAAGCAAGAAAGAGAGAUGCAGCACUAGAGUUUGUGCAGCCAAGAGACUGAUUUUUGGAUGAAACGAGAGAGAUGGUGCCUGUGGAAAAAAGUGGAGGCUGAAGGAGGGCAUGUUUUUGUGCAGAGCCAGGGGGUCUCAGCAAGAAGACAUAAGAAGGAUGAGAGAACGGGGCAGAGAGAUUUCAAAGACAGUAGUGAAACGUUCGACUCUAGAUAUGACUCAUCACUGACAUUUUAUGAAUAAUCCCCUGACACACUUCUGGUCCCCUUCAGUCUCACACUCAGAGGGUCCCAGGUUACAUCUUGUUUCACCUUCUUGUCCGCGUAUCCCUCUUCCCAGAUGCUGCCACUCUGUUAUUUCGCUUUCCUGUCCUUGCUCUCUCCUGUACUUUCCAUAGAGUGCAAUGAGACACAAUACGAGUGGCCCGUGGGCAAACCACAGUUUUGCUGUGAAAAGUGCAAGCCAGGUCAAUAUUUGCAUCGGCGUAACAAUAAAGUUUGUGACAAGGAGUGUAAACCUUGCAUAAAUGAUCGUUACAGCGAUACCCACAACGUGGACAUGUACUGCGGAAUUUGUGAUACAUGCACUAAACCAAACAUGGAGUAUAAGUCACGCUGUAACGCCACUCAUAACGCCGUGUGUAGCUGUAAAGCGGGCUACAAAUGCAAAGACCAAAACUGCAAAGAGUGCUUGCUGGUACCAACCACCACCGAAUCCUCCACCACCCUCCCUCCAUCGACUACAGCGCUGAAAUCUACCACCCUCCCCACAGCGUCGACAACCCCCACACCACUCAGAGACACAGCCUGGUUCCUGGUGAUAAUUGUCCUCCUGUGUAUAGGAUUUGCAUUUUUUGUUGUAACAAAUAUCGAGCCCUUCCUGCGCUGGAUCAGAACCAAACACGGCUACUUUUUGGCUAAACCAGCUGCACCAGUGCACUCUGAGGUAGAAGAAGUAUCCAAGCCUGUCCAGGAAGUGUGUGGGAAAUGUGAACAACCUCUUGAAGUAUGAUGAGUUAAAGACUAGAUUCUGAACUUGGAUCAGCAAAACUUUCACAAGCUGACAUUGAGAGACAUUUAGCAGAUGCAAAGCAUCUCUUGUUGCUUUGGAUUUAUGACAAAUGGAGGCAAGCAUCACUCAGUCCAUGGAAGCAAAUGGUUUGUUUCUGUAGAAUCCUGCUACUACAGGAAAAAUGACUGUUUGACAUCUGUGACGUUAAAAUGAUGAACGUGUAUAAAAGGCACUGAUUAAGCAUCUGAAAGACAGUGUGACACUGUGACAGUUAAGUAUGAGUGUGCAGCUGUGCAGUUGCAGAACAGUGGUAUGUACUAUGGUAUACAAAAGUUAAAGAUAUUUCACAUCUUUACAUGUGUAUAUAUAUAUAAAUAAAUUAAUGUUUCCGCAGUCAGAUUAUACAUAUAUUUGUGAAUGUUU
Larimichthys crocea (large yellow croaker) is the source of this 1482-nucleotide messenger RNA. Its product is annotated as CD27 antigen. Gene Ontology annotation, cellular component: CD95 death-inducing signaling complex; external side of plasma membrane; membrane raft. The record is from RefSeq and is a predicted model, not a curated record. Gene Ontology annotation, biological process: regulation of stress-activated MAPK cascade; necroptotic signaling pathway; activation-induced cell death of T cells. Lineage: Eukaryota; Metazoa; Chordata; Actinopteri; Sciaenidae. Gene Ontology annotation, molecular function: protein binding; tumor necrosis factor receptor activity. Bases 388 to 1059 code for a protein of 223 amino acids. The transcript has 7 exons.